Messenger RNA from Bombus pyrosoma, 693 nucleotides. Its product is annotated as eukaryotic translation initiation factor 4E type 2-like. Bases 175 to 693 code for a protein of 172 amino acids. Gene Ontology annotation, biological process: translational initiation. Gene Ontology annotation, cellular component: eukaryotic translation initiation factor 4F complex; cytoplasm. The record is from RefSeq and is a predicted model, not a curated record. The transcript has 5 exons. Lineage: Eukaryota; Metazoa; Arthropoda; Insecta; Hymenoptera; Apidae. Gene Ontology annotation, molecular function: translation initiation factor activity; RNA 7-methylguanosine cap binding.
AAAGUGACAAAAAAGAAAAUAGAGGGGGAGAUCAACAAUUUAUCGAAAACAUACACAUGAGAGAACCUGUGAAAAGGAAACAGCAUUGAAAAGUCUUUCUAUUUUUAUUUGUAUUUAUUGAAAUAUAUAUCAUUCAUAGCCUUUAAACAAUAGAUUUAUAUUACAGCGUGAAACAUGUCUAAUAAAUUUGAGGCUAGUACUUGCAGGUUAAAAGCUAAUGAAGACAAUGGGAAUGAUGAAACACAAUCAAAAGAUAAUAAAAAAACUGAAAAAGAUUUACUACCUUCUAUAGAAAUUAGUCCAAAUGAGCAUAAAUUACAAUAUGCAUAUGCGUUAUGGUAUAGUCGACGCAGUCCUGGUAAACAAUCAAGUAUACAAAGUUACGACCAAAAUUUAAAAUUGGUUGGUAGGUUUGCAAGCGUGGAGCAGUUUUGGAGUCUUUACAGUCAUUUAGUCCGGCCAUCAGAGUUAACAACAUCUACAGAUUUUCAUCUUUUCAAAGUUGGCAUAAAACCAAUGUGGGAAGAUGAGGCAAAUCAGAAAGGUGGUAAAUGGAUAGUACGAUUAAGAAAGGGUUUAGUUUCUAGAUGUUGGGAAAAUCUUGUAUUAGCUAUGUUAGGAGAACAAUUUAUGGUUGGAGAAGAGAUAUGUGGAGCUGUUGUAUCUAUAAGGUUUCAGGUAUGGAAGACAUAA